AUGGGACGCUUCCUAAGUUACACCAAAAGGCUCUCGAUUCCUAAUGCUGGGAUCCUAGGAUAUUGCGCUGCUCGCCCUAAGACAGGAAGUCUUCUAUCCCAUCUCUCGGGGAACAUACAUCAGGAACGCCGGUGCUUUUCUUCUGUUCCCAGCACGGAGAAGCUGACUGUACCGAUAGAGCAUGGACCGGGUACCGCUAAUGCGGAUGCGAGCAGACUUAAUAUAGAAUUGGGUCUUCCAUUGGAUAAUAAGAGCAUUAAGAGGAGCAACCGAGGCAAUAGGACUAUAAAAAAUUCUCUACCGCCCUCGCUACAGUACGUUCGUGAUACCAUGGACAAAUAUAAAGACUUUGUGGUUUUGACGCAAAUGGGGUCAUUUUAUGAAUUAUACUUUGAGCAUGCAGACAUCUACGCUCCCAAACUGAACUUGACUCUUACUAGUCGCGAAUAUGCUCAUGGUAAAGUUUCAUUCGCAGGAUUUCCUGUACAACAAGUCAAUAGACACCUGAAAGUAUUGGUCAAAGAACUGGGUUAUAGCGUAGCUAUAGCUGAUCAAUUCAAGAGAACUUCAGCCGCCAGUAAUGAAAGCAAUAGAUUUUUGAGACGAGUAACUCGGAUUGUCACACCUGGAACUUUCCUGGACGAAGCAUUCGAAAACUUACAGGAAAAUACUUACCUUCUUAGUAUUGAAUUCCCGGAAAGCUGUGUGCAAAAACUUGUUGACAUUAACAUGAAGGUUGGGCUCUGCUGGUGCGAUAUUUCAACAGGUGAGAUUUUUGUUCAGCAAACACUCUUAAAAGAUACAAUAUCGGCUGUCGCUAGAAUUGGACCUCGGGAGAUCCUCUUGGAUGAAGAGCUGUUCUCUUUCAAGCUGGAAGAGGGAGAGUGGUACCCUGAAUUUGUGGAAUUGAAGAGAUUCUUCAUCAAAUAUCAAAAAAUGCCCUCGAAUCACAGAAGCAUGAACACCUUCAGGUACCUUUUCAAUAGUGGAUAUUUGGAGGGAGAUUUUUUUCGGCUAGAAAAUGUCUUACAUGACUUUUCUCAAAAAGAGGUUGCAGCCUUGAGAAAUAUGUUACUAUACAUUGAAGAACACUUACCUGAUACUGCAGUUAACUUACAAGAGCCCCAGAGGCAGCUCACAAAUUCGCUAAUGCAAAUUGACUCACGGUCGUGCUCUGCCCUGGAAAUCACCUCAACAAUGCGAGCUAACACGAAAAAAGGAUCACUUCUUUCGGCAAUAAAGCGCACGGUAACGCCUUCAGGAAGCAGACUCUUAUCACAGUGGCUUUCUGCUCCUUCUUUAGAUACGGCGGAAAUCAAGCGCAGGCAGCAGCUUGUGACUUUAUUUCGAAAUAAUCAUGAGUUGACGGAACUUCUUAUCAGGACACUCAAGCAAACUUACGAUAUGCCGCGCAUUCUUCAAAAGUUUUCUUUCGGUAAAGGAGACGCCACUGAAUUAUUGCAGCUAUCACAUUCUUUGCAAAAGGCUGAAUUUAUUGGGAAGUCCAUAAAAGCUAAAUGUCGCACCAAACAGGGCGUUCUUGGAAACAUUUUGAGUUCCGUCAUAAGUCCUUUAGAAUAUGACAAACAGCUGAUAGGAAGAGUGCUUUCUUCUCUGGAUGAAGACCAGUUAAUGAAAUUCACGAUGCUUCAAUCUGAGUCUGAAUCUGAACUUUGUGAAAAAGACCAAAAUCUUGAAAAGAAAGAUGUUGACGCCUUUGGUGAAUCAAGCCUUUGGGUUAUUCGGCCUGGCGCGGGCACCAGAAUUUCAGAAUUGCAUGGCAAACAUCAGGAGCUGCUAAAGAGGCGGCGAGAGCUGUGCAAUCGGUUCGAGUCAACUAUAUCAGAUAGCGUUCAAGUUAAAGGUGUUCAGUUGAGGCUAAGGCAUACUGGCGAAUACGGACUGUACAUUUCAGCGACUUCUACCAAUAUUAAAUUGCUUUGCAGUUUAGUGAAGGACGGAAUGCUCUUUCGAGGCAGCCCUCUCAAGAUUUUGCAGAAGUCCUCUCAAAGCUGCUGGUUGGACCACAGAUUAUGGACUGAGCUGGGCCAGGAGCUGGAGUAUAUUGUUAUGAAGAUCAAGAGAGAAGAAAACAUAGUGAUAAGCUCGUUCAAAAAGGAAUUUAUAAAAAAGAGCUUCUCUAUACGACGCGUUUCUCAAGUUUUAGACUAUCUCGAUGUUCUCACUUCCUUUGCCAAACUCUCGACUGAGAAAAAUCUUUCCUGCCCUGUUGUUGAUACUAGUUCUGACUUGGACAUCAAAAGUGGUCGUCAUAUAGUGGUGGAAGACGGAUUGCUCUCUAAAUCUUUGCAAAAAUUUACCUCAAAUGAUUGUCGACUAGAAGCUAGCAAUCUUUGGGUUAUAACAGGACCAAAUAUGGGGGGCAAAUCGACGUUUCUCAGGCAAAUUGCAAUAAUUGUUAUUAUGGCCCAAAUUGGUUCUUAUGUCCCUUGUGAGUCAGCUAAAAUUGGUGUAGUAGAUAAAAUCUUCAGCCGGAUAGGUUCAGCAGAUGACUUGUACAAUCAAAUGAGUACUUUUAUGGUUGAAAUGACUGAGACGGGCUACAUUCUUAAAGGCGCUACCAAAAGAUCACUAGCUAUCUUGGAUGAAAUAGGGCGAGGCACGAGUGGCAAGGAAGGGAUUAGUCUUGCGUAUGCGGCUUUGAAAUAUCUUGUCGAUAGAAAUCAAUGCAGAUCGCUAUUUGCCACUCAUUUCGGUCAAGAGCUGAAAACGCUUGUUGAUAAUCAUUGUGAUGAGGCAGUUCGAAAAAAAAUAUCGUACUAUAGAUCUGGAGUUUAUGACACAGGCGGAGAUGAUUUCUGUUACGAUCAUAGUCUCACCCCUGGAAUAUGUAACAACUCUGAUGCAAUAAGAGUUGCAAUGAGAGCAGGAUUUCCUAAGGAGGCACUAGAUAACGCCCGAAAAGCUUUGAAACUCUCUGAUACUUAA
Molecule: messenger RNA, 2949 nt
Organism: Lachancea thermotolerans CBS 6340
Lineage: Eukaryota; Fungi; Ascomycota; Saccharomycetes; Saccharomycetales; Saccharomycetaceae
Gene: MSH1
Product: mismatch repair ATPase MSH1
Exons: 1
Coding region: 1-2949 (982 amino acids)
Biological process (GO): mismatch repair
Cellular component (GO): nucleus
Molecular function (GO): ATP-dependent DNA damage sensor activity; mismatched DNA binding; ATP binding
Source: RefSeq, a predicted model, not a curated record